AUGGCUGCCUUGCCUUCUCCUACUCAGGUGGCAGGGACGCACAGUUCUAUAUACGAGGCCUAUUACCAUCAAGUUGAUCCAAAUGGCACUGGAGCUAUACAAGCCUUGGAUGCCGCAAGAUUCCUUAAAAAGUCACGUCUCAGUGACAUUAUCCUCAGCAAAAUAUGGGACUUGUCUGAUCCCAAUGGCAAAGGAUAUUUGGACAAAGCCGGCUUGUUUGUAGCACUGAAGCUGGUCGCUCUUGCGCAGGCGGGCAAGGAUAUAAACAUGAGCAACAUACAUUCUGAAGCACCGCCUCCUAAAGUGGGCGAGUUACCGAAAGUACCGCCGCCAAGCGCUAGCCCAAUGCCGAGUGUUGCCCCACCAGUUAAUGAUUGGAGCAUGAAGCCAGCUGAGCGUGAAAAGUACAGUCAGCUCUUUGAUUCUCUACAGCCUAACAAUGGUUUUAUUCCAGGAAACAAGGUGCGAGGAGUUCUUAUGGAAUCCAAUCUACCAAUGGAUGUCUUGGGCAAAAUAUGGGACCUCGCCGACCAGGACAAAGAUGGAAUGCUUGAUAGGCAUGAGUUCAUUAUUGCAAUGCACCUAGUGUACAAAGUUCUGGAGAAACGCGCUGUGCCCAGCACCCUGCCUCCCGAGCUUCGCGCUCGCCCCCCACGGCCGCCUUCUCGUCCCCCGUCCCGCCCCCCAUCUCGUCCCCCAUCUAGACCACCAUCUCCUCAGCCCCGUGCGCCACCGCCGAGACCUCAGCCACCACCCACACAGGAGACCGACCUCUUUGAUGGGCUAUUGGAUCUUUCUAGCCCACCGUCUUCAACUCCAGCAGCGUCCUCCUGGAUCUCCUCCGCCGAUCGCAUCAAAUACGAUGCGCAGUUUACGCGGUUGGAUACAGAUCGAGAUGGGUUCGUCUCCGGCGCAGAGAUUAGACACGUGCUGCUUGAGACCGGCCUCCCCCAGAACACGCUCGCGCUGAUUUGGGCACUGUGCGAUACGUCGAGCUCCGGUAAGCUCUCUCGGGCCCAGUUUGCUGCUGCUAUGUGUCUAGUGCAGCGCGCGCUGCAGGGGCUCCCCCCGCCCGCAGUGUUACCACCUGAUCUGAUAUCAUCAGCGCCGCUUAUUGCAGCUCCGCCACCUAUUCAGCCCAUACCGGAACCGGUGUCCCUUGGACCUCAGCCAACGCCAGAAAUGGAUGCGAUUGCGCGCGAAGUGGACUCUUUAGCUCGAGAGAGGCUAGCACUAGAGGCAGAAAUAAAUAGUAAGCAAAAGGAGGUGACGGUCAAGACUGGCGAGGUGGACAGUUUGCAGAGUGAGUUGGAUACUUUAACGGCUACCCUUAAACAGUUGGAAAAUCAAAAAGGGGCAGCGCAGAAGAGGUUGAAUGAUUUAAAAUCACAGGUGGAAAAAUUAAGAAGUCAAGUAUCAGCUCAGGAGGCGGCAGCGGCGGAGACAGAAGCGGAGGUAGCAGCGCGUAGGGCCGCUGCUAACACGUUGAAAGAGAAAGAAAGGAGCUUGCAGGAUGAGGCGGCUCAGGCCCACCUCGACGCGGAGAAGCUAAGUGCGCAACUAACAAGCACUGUCCUCGCUGUUAGCCAGGCCAAUAUAAAACUGAACCAUCUAGAAGACCAUCACCGCUCGUUGACGGCGGCGAUAGAAGCAAUCGAUGCCGGCGCUGGCGCCACUGUACUCGCCCUUCAACCUCAAUUCUCCAAGCAGCACCUUCAGCAAUUGGUACGAGGCGCUGAUGACGAGGAGGACGACUUCUCGAAAGCGGACUUUAGCACGAUGAAUGGUUCAGCAGGCUUCGCGUCGGACCCGUUCAAAGAUGACGCUUUCUCGUCUUCCGUACCCACUAACGACCCUUUUGCGCCGGCGCACAAUAAGGCCGCCCAGGAUGGUUUUGGAAGCGAUCCUUUCGCUGGUUCUUCAGAUCCCUUCGCUGGUGAUUCCUUUGGUGGUGCUGAAGCAAACAAGCAAACAGAUGGCGGGUGGGAGUCGGAUCCCUUCGCUGUACUCCACGCUCCGACAAGAAACUCCUCGGCAGCGGGCAACGUUAGCAAUACAGGCAACAGCGCGAGCAACGCCAAGCGGCACAAGACUCCGCCCCCUAGACCGGCGCCACCACGACCCAUGCCGCCGCACAAAAAUGAACGCAAACCUCUCGACUUCACGGAGGACCCCUUCAAAGACUACCGAUACGAAGACCCGUUUAACAUCGAAGACCCGUUCGCUGACGUCAGCGAGAAGAAGGUAGACCCCUUCAACCGACCCACCUCUGUCGCCGGAUUCGAAAAGGAAGACUUUUUCUCGACGACCUCUAACUUGAACGGAACGUUCGCUAGACCAGAACGCAUCAGUGGUAGAGUUUCAGCCCCGCCCGUGGCGUACGAUCCGUUCUCGAAACCGACGAACAACAACGACUCUUGGGCAGCCUGGCCCAACGACAACUGGGCGGCUGACGACGCUUGGUCUAAGCCCGCCCCGCCUAAAUCGGAUGCUUGGUCCACUAUUUCCAAAAAUACAGACUCGAAAACAGACGCUUGGGCUAAUAAAACUGACAACUGGUCUAGCAAAACCGACAAUUGGGCAGUCGAUUGGGGAGGUGAUAAAAACAAAAACCUCAACGAAACGUGGCCUUCUAGCACCCUGCCGAGUAAGAAAGAGAAGUCUCCGAAGCCCGUGAAAUACGCGAAAUCGCUCGUCCACACAAUAGGCGGCAUCGGGCGAUCGAAACAGAAGGAUAAGAAGAAACCGAACGAAGCGAAGAGUGUCGAGUUUCUUCCGUCGGAGGAACAGCAAUGGGCGUGGGCUGCGGCAGAAUCUAAACGUCUCGAGGACGAGGUGGAAGCCAGGAGAAGGCAGGAAGACGCGGAGUUGCAGCUCGCUCUGGCGAUAUCGAGGCAGGAAAAGUGA
Molecule: messenger RNA, 2907 nt
Organism: Leptosia nina
Lineage: Eukaryota; Metazoa; Arthropoda; Insecta; Lepidoptera; Pieridae
Source: the annotation of a GenBank genome assembly